Colossoma macropomum (tambaqui) is the source of this 2541-nucleotide messenger RNA. RefSeq lists its product as uncharacterized. The record is from RefSeq and is a predicted model, not a curated record. The transcript has 11 exons. NCBI's taxonomy places the organism in Eukaryota, Metazoa, Chordata, Actinopteri, Characiformes, Serrasalmidae. Bases 77 to 1321 code for a protein of 414 amino acids.
GCUCACCACAGUUUCUGUCUGCCAACUGCUAAGGCAUUAAUCGAUAGGAAAUCAAUAUGAGGUUACUAAUGAAAUAAUGGAGAGUAAAGAGGGGUCACACGCACUGUCUCUGGAACCUCCUACCAUUAAAGUAACUGGGCCAGGACAAAGGUCACCUUGCAGCUCUGCAUAUGACUGUUCAGAUUCACUUUUUCAAUGUGAAAACUCAGAAAGCAAGACAACCCCACAUGACAAGAGUAAAGAGGGGUCACACGCACUGUCUCUGGAACUUCCUACCAAUAAAGUAACUGGGUCAGGACAAGGGUCACCUUGCAGCUCUGGAUAUGACUCUUCAGAUUCACUUUUUCAAUGUGAAAACUCAGAAAGCAAGACAACCCCACAUGAUAAGAGUAAAGAGGGGUCACACGCACUGUCUCUGGAACUUCCUACCAAUAAAGUAACUGGGUCAGGACAAGGGUCACCUUGCAGCUCUGGAUAUGACUCUUCAGAUUCACUUUUUCAAUGUGAAAAUUCAGAAAGCAAGACAACCCCACAUGAUAAGAGUAAAGAGGGGUCACACGCACUGUCUCUGGAACUUCCUACCAAUAAAGUAACUGGGUCAGGACAAGGGUCACCUUGCAGCUCUGGAUAUGACUCUUCAGAUUCACUUUUUCAAUGUGAAAACUCAGAAAGCAAGACAACCCCACAUGAUAAGAGUAAAGAGGGGUCACACGCACUGUCUCUGGAACUUCCUACCAUUAAAGUAACUGGGUCAGGACAAGGGUCACCUUGCAGCUCUGGAUAUGACUCUUCAGAUUCACUUUUUCAAUGUGAAAACUCAGAAAGCAAGACAACCCCACAUGAUAAGAGUAAAGAGGGGUCACACGCACUGUCUCUGGAACUUCCUACCAUUAAAGUAACUGGGCCAGGACAAGGGUCACCUUGCAGCUCUGGAUAUGACUCUUCAGAUUCACUUUUUCAAUGUGAAAACUCAGAAAGCAAGACAACCCCACAUGACAGGAGUGAAGAGGUGUUAUUCAAACAAGUAUUUUCUCAAAGGUCUGGAAUCUAUUUAACAGUCACUCCUGACUUUGCACUGACAAAAAAGAGUAAAAGCAUUGAGAUUCCACCAACAAUUGGUGAAAUUAAGAAACCAGAUGAAUGCUUGCUAAGUUUGUUACAAACACAAUUGUGUCACUCUGAAAAAGCAAACAGUUGCCCCGCCCGGAUCAUCAAGAUCCCUUCUGGAACCAGAAAGGAAUGUGAUCACCUAGGCUCUCACUCCUGUAGUGGCAUCACAACAGGAAGUAUGGAAGAUUCUACUAAAGAUUCUGGACCGUAAGCUCAUGAGAUGGACGAGAGAUAAAGCAAGAUAAAGCCAUUCAAAAGCUAUGAAUGCUUUAUUUGAGAAUCACUCAACCCCCUGCCUCCGUUUCUAUACUCUGCCCUUUCACUUCACUCACUCAGAUUUGACUUUUUAAUCCUCUAAACUUGCCACAGUGAGACUUCAGCAAUGUUGUGUGUAAAACUUAGACCUUCUCGCUAAGCUAAUGCUAGCUUUCAGUGCUAACAUUUAGCAGUGUGGCACAUCUCACGUAUGAACCCGGUGACACUGCUGUGGGAUGAGAGAGCUGGGUCAACAGAGGAAGGAGCAACAAGCGCUCCCUCUCUUUCUCUCUCUCUCGGUUCAGGUGCCCAUGUUGCCCUUUAAGACAGCCAGCUGAUGCUUAACCUCAAUAGCAUGGGCUCAAACCACUAUUUACAAACUAUUUAGCAUCAUUGGUGCUUGGGGCUUUUUCUCUGGCCUCAUGGCACAACUCAUCAGCGCAUGGCAUAUCCUCUCACUAGUGUAUUUUAGUAUAUGUCACUCUAUAAUAAGCCAUCCAAGAGGAGUUAACCAUUUAAAACAUACAUUUUGAGUGCAGAAGGUCUUUAAAGCUAUGCCAUGAAAGAUUUAGAGUUUGGAGACCUCUCUGGCAGAAAUGUGUAAUUGCAGGUGUUGAACAUUUUGAGCAUUAUUUUAAAUAUCGAGCCGGAUAUUCUUUUGGAGUCUGUGCAUGUUAUGUUAAUAUGUAAUGAUGUAUAGUGUUAUCUGAAAAACACCCUUAAAAUCCGACCCAAUGCCUUUGACGUUUAAAUGAUUAAUUCAGACUUUACAGGGCAACUCGCAGCAGCGCACACCAUAUUUUGUCAUAGAAUUUUUUCAUCUAUGAAAUAAAAACGCGGGAACAGUUCCAGAUUUUAACCAUGGUGACUGCUGUACAGUAAUAAACUAUGGUGAAGGCCAACAGAUAAAAUUGGGUACAAUUGAACAAGAGCCAGCCAUUUGCCUCCAGCUUCCUGGAUCAGUUGGACCUCCUUUGGGCUGUAUACACCACCAAGACCCUACUGCCCUGUGAGACUGAGUGGUAGGGGUGGUUCCACAGCCUGGUCAGUACAGUCUGGGAGGAAAGACUGGAGUGACCAAUGCCCACAUGCUAAGCACUACAGCAAGGAGUGCACUCACACUGGCCCAGACUUCUGCUGCUGUUGUGUCUUCCAUGCCACACCAUCUGUGCUAGA